This is a messenger RNA of Malassezia sympodialis ATCC 42132, 1224 nucleotides long. RefSeq names its product cyclin family protein. Gene Ontology annotation, molecular function: cyclin-dependent protein serine/threonine kinase regulator activity; protein kinase binding. Gene Ontology annotation, cellular component: cyclin-dependent protein kinase holoenzyme complex; nucleus. The record is from RefSeq and is a predicted model, not a curated record. NCBI's taxonomy places the organism in Eukaryota, Fungi, Basidiomycota, Malasseziomycetes, Malasseziales, Malasseziaceae. Gene Ontology annotation, biological process: regulation of cyclin-dependent protein serine/threonine kinase activity.
AUGGCCGACGCUGCCUCUGCGGUUGCCCACGCACCACGCGCGCCGGACCUGGAGUCGCAAGCGAUGCGCAUCCCCAAAAGCGCCUCGGAGCACGCCUUGCCGGAGGACCGGUAUUACGGCCAUCGCAUCAUGUCGGAGGUGGCAGAGCGCAUGCUCAUGGACAUGUUCGCCUGCUCUCGAGACUCGAUGGCCGCGACCGUGGAGGCCCCGUCCGCAGACAGGACGGUCGCGCCGCGCCUGUCCUACUUCAUCGCCUACGCCCUGUACCGCACGAAGCUUCCCAUGGCGGUCAUGUACUCGGCCCUGCUGCUCCUCAAGCGGCUCAAGACACGAUUCCCGGUGGCGCGCGGCUCCUCGGGCCACCGGCUGUUCAUCUCCGCCUACAUGCUGGCUUGCAAAACGCUAUGCGAUGACUCGUACAACAACAAGAGCUGGGUGAUCGUGGGGCAGAACUUGUUCAGCCUGCGCGAGAUCAACCAGAUGGAGCGCGAGCUCUUUGGCUACCUGGACCUGCACCUGCGCAUCUUGCCCGACGAAAUGGUCCAGUUUGCAGCUGAACUCGAAAGGUACGGCGCACCGGCGGUGACACUGGAGGAUCUGAAGCGCACACGCUUCCCGGUGCCCUCGACCAGCCCAAGUGCUCCGCGCACGCCGCCUCGAACCGGGUCGCACUCCCAUGCGCGCCGCAAGACGCACCGUCGGUGCAUGUCGCUCAAGCCCGACUACUGGACGCAUCCCUCUCAGGCGGCCAUCUCGGCCGCCACCACGACGCGGCACCACCGCUCCGAGAGCUCGGAGUGGAGCGCCACGGGCCUGCAGCGCUCAGCCCGUGCGCAUCUGCGCUCGUCGAUGCCCGCGCAGCGCUCGGUGUCUGCCUCCGUGGGCAGUGCCCCGUCCGCCGUGCCCUACACCCCCACAUACACACACAGGGCGGAACCGCAAGCCAGUCCAUCACAUCCGCUGUGGUCCUUCUUCUACACGACCAACAAUGCAUCGGCCUUGUCCAUGGCCACCCCCAACUCGAUGGCGUCCAGCCUUCGGCCCACGCCUUCAACAUCACUCUCUGAACUGUCCCUCAACAGCCCAAUUUCGAAUUUGUAUGCGCCCGCGCCGCCCAUGCCCGGGCACUAUGGGCUGGAGGUUCCGGCCAAGCAGGUACCGGCGUACGAAGUCAAUGAGUCUUUCCGUAUGCCAGCCCUGCCGAGCGCGAUGCCGCCGCCCUAA